CUGCGCGGGAGCGGAAAACGUGCAUCCGACAGAGGAGAGAAGAAGCGUUGUGUUUUCCUGUUAAGAUAUUUUGCUGCUAGAAGACUUUACCAAAUUACAACAGAUACUCGGCUUCCUUACAGGCGUCUGCACAAACCAGAAGCCUACUAACACAUCCAGCAUGACUCGAGAUUGGAAACCUGGUGAUCUGAUCUUUGCCAAGAUGAAGGGCUAUCCACACUGGCCUGCAAGGAUUGAUGAAGUCCCAGAUGGUGCUGUGAAGCCAUCUAAUAUCAAGUUCCCCAUCUUCUUCUUUGGCACCCAUGAAACAGCAUUUCUGGGCCCAAAAGAUAUCUUUCCAUACCAGCCCAACAAAGACAAGUAUGCCAAGCCCAACAAGAGGAAAGGCUUCAACGAAGGAUUGUGGGAGAUUGAGAACAACCCAAAGGUUGAGCUCACUGCACCAAAGCCGGUCCCCCCUGAAUCUUUCACUGAAAAGGAUUCGGACAGCGGCCCAGAAGGAGGGGAGGAAGCAGAUAACAAGGGGAUAAAACCCAAAGUUCCAGGAAGUGAGGCUGAGCAGGAGAAAGAGAAUGUGGAGUUGGAGGAGGAGGAGGAGUUGGAGGAGGAGGAGGAGGAAGGGUCUCUGAUCUCUGAGCAGGGUCCUCAGAACCAGGAUGGUGCUGCACAGAAAGAAUCCACAGAUGCUCCUAAACCCAAGCGAGGAAGAAAGAAAAAGAGUCAUGUUGAGCAGGAGACUGAAAAACAGGAUGCACCUGCCAGUCCUGUUAGUCCCUCAGCUGCAGAGGCUCCUAAACGACGAGGCAGGAAGCCCAAGAGUGAAAAGUUACUUUUGCUGCAGCAGCAGCAGGAACAGCAAGGCUCAGGAAGUGAAAUGGAGACUGCUGAGUCGGAGAGAAAGAGAAAGAGGGCAGCAGAGGACAAGUCCAAGAGUGGAGAGGAGGAGAAGAGAAAGAAGGAGGACAGCAAAGGAAAGGAGGCAGAGGGGAAGGAGCCUGACGCCAAGAAGAAGAAGAAGGAAGAAGGAUCCUCAGGCUCUGAUGAUGAAGAGAAAAACAAAGGCAGAAAGAAACACCAAAACUCAGAAGUGGACAAAGAUGUGCGGCGGCGGAAAGCAGAUGAAUUGAGAGAGACAAACAAAGAUGACGGGAAGAAAAAUGAAGAGAGGACAGGCGCCAAGAAAAAGGAAAUAUCAACUGACCUGAAGCUCCAGCGACUGCACAGUGAGAUCAAGAUUUCACUGAAAAUUGACAACCCUGAUGUGAAGAAGUGCUUGGAUGCUUUAGAUGAGAUCGGUGCCCUUCAAGUGACGACCCAGCACCUGCAGAAACACAGCGAACUUAUUGCCACACUGAAAAAGAUUCGCAGAUUCAAGGCCAGCCAAGACAUCAUGGACAAGGCCACCAUGUUGUAUAACAAGUUCAAGAGCAUGUUCCUGGUUGGAGAAGGCGACUGUGUGCUCAGCCAGGUGCUUAACAAGUCUUUAGCUGAACAACGGCAGCACGAGGAGGCCAAGAAAGGAGCGCUGAAGAGAGUGGAACAAGCCAAGGAAAACACCACAGACAAGAUGACAAAUGGUGAUAUCAGCCCCGAGGAGAAGAGGCAGGAGACAGACAAAGAGAAGAUUCCUGAAGACACAUCGGUGGGAGAAAAUCACAGUGCUCCAAAAGAUCAGGAAGAGUCCACUUGAGUGACGUACAUGCCUGAAGGAAGGAGAAGACAUUUGCUGCUGUACUCGUGUCCAAACUGGGCUGAACAACUGGGAUUUCCUGUCCAGUUCCUUUUGAUGACUGAUCAUGAUCACUGGUUUCCAGUUUACCAACUGUCUCUGUCAGUGAUGCUGCUUAAAGGUUCCAGGACAUCAAACCCAUCCACUCCCAACAUGAAGA
Epinephelus moara (kelp grouper) is the source of this 1889-nucleotide messenger RNA. RefSeq names its product PC4 and SFRS1 interacting protein 1a (gene psip1a). Gene Ontology annotation, molecular function: transcription coregulator activity; double-stranded DNA binding. Lineage: Eukaryota; Metazoa; Chordata; Actinopteri; Perciformes; Serranidae. Gene Ontology annotation, biological process: regulation of transcription by RNA polymerase II. The transcript has 17 exons. The coding region runs from base 161 to 1690 and encodes 509 amino acids. The record is from RefSeq and is a predicted model, not a curated record. Gene Ontology annotation, cellular component: nucleus.